ACACACACACACACACACACACACACACAUAUAUAUCUUAAUUUGUCAAUCAUCUUGUUUGCUUAAUGGAAUUAGGCAGCAUUCUCCAGUUCUUGGAACACAGGUCCAUUCUUGUCACUGGAGCCACUGGCUUUCUUGCAAAGAUUUUUACUGAGAAGAUUUUGAGAGUGCAACCAAAUGUCAAGAAACUAUAUCUUCUCUUGAGGGCUUCAGACACACACUUAGCCAUGCUACGUUUCAAUAACGAGAUUCUUGAAAAGGAGUUAUUCAAAGUUCUGAAAGAGAAAAAUGGGGCAAAUCUAAGUACCCUAAUUGAAGAAAAGGUCAAAGUUGUCGCAGGAGAUAUAACCUUUGAGAAAUUGGGAGUGAAGGAUUUGUCUUUGUGGGAGGAAAUGUUAACUGAAAUUGAUGUUGUGGUUAAUCUUGCUGCAACCACAAAUUUUGAUGAAAGAUAUGAUGUCUCACUUGGAACAAACACACUUGGAACCAAGCAUGUAUUGAACUUCUCCAAAAAAUUGAAGAAAUUGAAGAUUUUGGUACACGUAUCAACCGCUUAUGUAUACGGUGAAAGAGAGGGGUUGAUAUUAGAAACGCCAUGUGUAAUGGGAGAGACACUGAAUGGAACACAUGGACUCGACAUCGAUGCAGAGAAGGAAUUGGUAGAGGAAACACUAAAACAGUUCAAGGUUGAUAAUCUUGAUGAAGACUCCGUCAAAUCAGCCAUGAAAGACUUGGGACUUCUAAGAGCAAGGAAGUUUGGAUGGCCAAAUACUUAUGUAUUCACCAAAGCUAUGGGAGAGAUGUUGUUGGGACAAUCGAAAGAAAAUAUACCUCUUCUAAUAAUUCGUCCCACAAUUGUGACUAGCACUUACAAAGAGCCUUUCCCGGGUUGGGUCGAAGGUGUCAGGACUAUUGACAGUUUAGCUGUGGAAUAUGGAAAGGGAAAAAUCACUUGUUUUCUCGGAGAUCUCACAAGUGUAGUUGAUGUGAUUCCGGCGGACAUGGUGGUAAAUGCAAUCAUCGUGGCUAUGGUGGCUCAUGCGGACCAAGCCAAUGAGAGCGUCUACCACGUCGGAUCGUCGAUGUCGAACCCGGUCAAGUCCGCAUGGCUACAGAGCUACGGCCAACGACACUUCACCUCGCACCCUUGGAUCGACAGUAAUGGUAGCCCUGUCGUCGUCGGAAAUGUCACCGUUUUCAACACGAUGAAGAGUUUCCAAAGAUACAUGACACUUCGUUAUUUACUUCCUUUAAAGGGUCUGCAAAUACUGAACACGGCUUGCUGCCAGUAUUUCCAAAAAAGGUACCUAGAGCAAAGCAGAAAGAUCAAGUUCGUGCUGCGAUUGAUCGAUCUCUACGCGCCUUACUUGUUCUUCAAAGCUUUCUACGAUGACAUGAACACAGAGAAACUCCGAAGAGCAGUAGACGAGAGCGGUUUGGAGACGGAGAUGUUCUAUUUCGACCCCAAAAUCAUAAACUGGGAUGAUUAUUUCAUGAACACUCACAUUCCCGGAAUAGUGAAACGAGUAUUCAAAAACUGACAAGAAUAUUCGGAAUUCUGAUAAAUAUUUAUCUAUAUAUUCGUCGGAAUUCUGAUAAAUAUUAUCUAUAUAUUCGUCAAAUUAUUUGGGGUCUGUUUAGUUUCCUUGUUCUUGAGAUAACAAGGAAACUAAACAAGCCCUUAGUAUUAAAUUUAUCUGUAUUACUUCUUGAAUGUAACAAUUUAUAAUUUGUGCUAAAUGUAUGAAGUUAGUGUGUUUCAACUUUA
This is a messenger RNA of Salvia hispanica, 1768 nucleotides long. Its product is annotated as fatty acyl-CoA reductase 3-like. Gene Ontology annotation, cellular component: intracellular membrane-bounded organelle. The record is from RefSeq and is a predicted model, not a curated record. Gene Ontology annotation, molecular function: alcohol-forming very long-chain fatty acyl-CoA reductase (NADP+) activity. NCBI's taxonomy places the organism in Eukaryota, Viridiplantae, Streptophyta, Magnoliopsida, Lamiales, Lamiaceae. Gene Ontology annotation, biological process: suberin biosynthetic process; long-chain fatty-acyl-CoA metabolic process.